GCAAGGAACAGUUUGGAAUCGAUCUAAAGUUUAACCAACCGUGACAUAACAAUGAAGAUCUUCAUCGCCCUGUUUGUCGCCACCCUGGCCGUUGCCGUCAAGGCAGGAUAUGUCCAAAGCAGUUGGCCAGUCAGCACCUACGGAUUCAAUUCGUGGAACGGUCUGAAUGCCUGGAAUGGCCUCAACUCCUGGGACGGUCUGAGCUCGUGGAACAACUGGAACGACCACGGAACCUCUGCCUACCCGUACGGAUACAACAAGUGGUCCUCGCCGGCUUGGCCAGCGGCUUCCCUGUACAACGGCUACAACGGAUACAACGGAUGGUACGGAGCCACCGGUAAGACCGUUGUCCAGGCCAACGUUGCCAAGGUCAACUCGUGGGGACUUCCGCUGACUUCGUACGGCUACGGAUACAACAACUACCUGGGAGCGGUUCCAGCGGCCAAGUACGUCGCCGCCAACCCCGGAUCGGUCCACGUUGCUCCGCUGGUCGGUCAUGCCAUCAACCAGAAGCUGAUUGUUGCUUAAUAAUUUUCGUCGCGGCCGUAUGAAAUAAAACCUAAUUUAGCAAAAA
Molecule: messenger RNA, 574 nt
Organism: Culex quinquefasciatus (southern house mosquito)
Lineage: Eukaryota; Metazoa; Arthropoda; Insecta; Diptera; Culicidae
Exons: 2
Coding region: 52-528 (158 amino acids)
Source: RefSeq, a predicted model, not a curated record